Molecule: messenger RNA, 2559 nt
Organism: Salvelinus sp. IW2-2015
Lineage: Eukaryota; Metazoa; Chordata; Actinopteri; Salmoniformes; Salmonidae
Product: guanylate-binding protein 1
Molecular function (GO): GTPase activity; GTP binding
Source: RefSeq, a predicted model, not a curated record
GGAGAGAAAAAGAGAGAGAGAGACAGAGACAGAGAGAGAGACAGAGAGAGCGAGAGAAAGAGAUAUGUGUAUGUGGAGGGUCUUUAGUAAAUAUUCAUAAUUUUUCUUAAAGCGUAAUAAAUUGUUUCCAGCAGCACAGUUACAGUCACCAACGCUCUGGUUAACAUGAAGACUGCCUAACCAGCUCUACUAGGACCGCCACCCAUCCUUCCUCCAACCGGACAAUAUUUAUUGAACAUUUGAGCCCCAUGGACAUAACCACUGAAGAGCAUCCUUGACUCUCAGCGAAACUACGAGUAUAUCGAUCUUGUGAAACCACUUGACCAUGGACUCCCCAAUGUGCCUCAUUAACAACGCCGACGGAGAGCUUUGCGUAGAACCAGAGGCCAUCGACUACCUGAUGGGACUGAAACAGAAAGUCGUAGUUGUGGCGGUGGUCGGGCUGUAUCGCACCGGMAAGUCCUACCUCAUGAACAAGCUGGCUCAGAAGAGAAGUGGUUUUGCCCUUGGAGCCACCAUCCAGUCCAAGACUAAGGGUAUCUGGAUGUGGUGUGUCCCUCAUCCUGAAAAAACAGACCACACCCUGGUGCUGCUGGAUACAGAGGGRCUGGGGGACGUGGARAAGGGGGAUUCUAAGAAUGAUGCCUGGAUCUUCUCUCUGGCCAUUCUGUUAAGCAGUACUCUGGUCUACAACAGUCUAGGGACCAUCGACAAUGAUGCUGUGGAGAAGCUUCAAUAUGUGAACGAGCUGACAGAGAUGAUCAAGGUGAAGUCUUCCACUGACGAUGAGGAGGAAGGAGAGGGCACCCAGUUUAUGCAGUUCUUUCCUAAUUUUGUGUGGACCGUCAGAGAUUUCACUCUACAGCUCGAGAUCGACGGCAGAGAAAUUACUCCAGACCAGUAUCUGGAGAAUUCCCUGCAACUCAAGAAAGGUACUGGUAAAAAGGUCAGUGACUACAACGUCCCGCGAGAGUGCAUCCGGAACUACUUCCCCUCACGCAAGUGUUUUGUGUUCCCCUCCCCUACAACUCCUGACAACAUGCACCGACUGGACUCCAUGGACAAUGCUGAGCUUUCUGAAAGCUUCAGAGAGGUCGCAGAUACUUUCUGCCGCUUCAUUUUCCAGGAGAGCCGUACGAAGACUGUUAUAGGGGGACACACAUUGACCGGAGAGAUGCUGGGCCACCUGGUCACCACCUAUGUGGAGACCAUAGCCAAAGGCAAUGUGCCUUGUCUGGAGAAUGCAGUGCUGGCCAUGGCUAAAAUUGAGAACCAGGCUGCUGUGGAUGAGGGCCUGGCRGUGUACCAGAAGGGAAUGGAGAAUGUGAAGGCCUUAUUCCCGGUGGACAUCAAUCAGCUGUCAGAGAACCAGCUUUGCUCAGAGGCCCAGGCCAGACAGGCGUUUAUGAAGCGAUCCUUCAAAGACAAAAAUGGGGAAUUCUUGAAAGCUCUUGCGGAGGCCAUUGGCAACCACAACGUCAACCUUUUCAAACAAAACAAGGAUGCCUCUGAGAAGAAGUGCAAUACCCUUCUAGAGAAUCUUUCUGCUCUGAUGGAUCAGGGGAUGAAGGAGGGGACGUACGCCACACCAGGAGGCUAUGAGCUUUACUGCAAUCACCAUGACAACAUAGUGGCACAGUACCGGGCCGAGCCUAACAAAGGAGUCAGUGCUGAGGAGGUUCUGGAGCAGUUCCUGAAGAGAAAGAGUGUAGAGUCCAACUCCAUCCUGCAAGCUGACAAACAACUGACUGAAAAAGAGAAGGAAAUCCAAGCUGAGAAGAUGAAAACAGCUGAGCUGGAGCAAGAGAAGGCAGCAUUCAAGGAGCAACAGGCAGAGAUGGAGCGCAAAAUUCAAAACAAUCGCAUUAGCCAGGAGAAGUACUUGAAGGAGAUGGAAGAGAAGAUGGAGAAGGAGAAGAAGCAACAGCAGCAGGAGUUCUACAGGACCCUGGACCACAGGAUGCAGGAGCAGAAAGAUCUUCUGGAGAAGGGCCAUAAGGAGAAGGCUGAGCUGAUGAGGCAAGAUAUCGAGGAGAUGAAGAAGAAUAAUCAAUUGGAAAUGGAAGCCAUUAUCAAGAAACAAAAUGAUCUGCUGGAUGACUACAAGCAGCAGGCUGUGGAACAGAACAAGAAACAAAAGGAUCUGCUGGAUGAAUGUAAUAGGUUGAAACACUCAAAAGCUGAACAACAAGACUCUUGUACACUCUUGUGAUCCACUCCACUCCACUUUGAAUGCCCGACUAUGAAAAGCCAAUUGAUAUUGAAUCUUGAACCGUUGAAGUAUUUGUCCUCUAUAGCCAUCAUUGUUUUUAUCUCUCCCUGCUGGUUAUCUAUGGAAGUUUGAACGUCUUUAAAAUCUAUCUGGCGUUAAUGGCCACAUGAGCCUGGUUCCUCUCUAGGUUUCUUCCUAGGUUUCUGCCUUCUAGGGAGUUUUUCCUAGCCACUGGGCUUCUGCCUCUGCAUUGCUUGCUCUUUGGGGGUUUAGGCUGGGUAUCUGUAAAGCACUUUGUGACAACUGUUAAUGUAAAAGGUCUUUAUGAAAUAAAUGGUAUUGAUUGA